AUGUCGCUGGAAGAAGUCAAGCAGCAGCGCUUACUAACCCGGAAAAACAUGUCCCGCAUAAGGACAAUAGUGGAGACAAGCGAAAGUAAAACUGGGAAAAUACUUUCGCCCAUUGAACUCAAGUGUCGACUCGGAAUUUUAGAUUCCUAUUUUAAGCAGGGGUUGGGCUAUCAAACGCAAAUCGAGAAGCUCGAUCCAGAAGACAAUGGUCGGGGUGACCUGGAAGACCUCUACGUCACCAUCCGUUCAAACAUCCAAAUGCAGCUCGGUGAAGAUGAACACAAUUCAACGUUCCGUGAAUCAACAGCAGUAAUUCCUGUCUCGCAUUCAAAAAUACCAGCAUUAAAGCUACCCGUAUUCUGUGGACGGUACUCGGAAUAUAAAAAUUUCAUCGCAUCAUUCAUGCACGUCAUCGGAAAUGAGUCAUCGCUGUCUAAUAUUGAGAAGUUUUACCAUCUCCUCAAUUGCUUACAAGGGCAGGCCUUGGAGACUGUGAAGGCGUUCCAAAUCACCAGCGUGAACUACUCAAAGGCAUUAGACAGAUUAAAGUCCCGUUACAACAAUAGCACGCUCAUCUUCAUGGAAACCAUCAAGUCGUUAUUCGAGCUGCCUUCUGCUCAGUUACAAAGUUUGGUCGACAACGUGUCUGCACUUUAUAGUUCCCUGUUGUCAAUCGGCUCUGAUAAGAACAUUUCGCAUUUACUGCUCAUUCACCUUGUAAUGGACAAGGUUGAUGAAGAAAAGCAAAAAAAAUGGAAGGAGUCGUUAGACUUCACAUCGCUACCAUCUUGGGAACAGUGCGCAAAGGUUCUUGAACGACGCUGUCAGUUCUUAGAGUCAGCAUCGGGCUCCCUCCCGUUUGGUGAUUCUGGAAAAUCCAGCUACAAACAGGAAAACAGGAAUAAGCCGCCACGUAAGGGCUAUUCGUUUUCAUGUACAAAUCGCUCUUGCGCAUUAUGUUCUAAUUCAGACCACUUAAUUGGCAGUUGCUCUCGCUUCAAGCAAAUGGAGAUUGCUGACCGUUUCAAGGAGGUUAAAAGGUUAGGUCUGUGCCUCAAUUGUUUGUCUAAUAAACACCAACUAGCACAUUGCUCGUCCGCAUUCAGAUGUAAACAUUGUGCUCGUUCUCAUCACAGCCUACUUCAUCGUGCUCCUACUUCAAACAAAAUGCAGUCAGCAUCGUUUUCUACAUCAUCACUUGAGCAACCAACGCAACCUGUAAGUACUGCAGCUGCGCACACACAUCAAGAAAAAUCGCCACAAGACCAAGUCAUACUAGCAACUGCAGUGGUACUCAUCCGAGAUGCGUCGGACAGUUUUCAAUUGGGUAGAGCGCUACUCGACUCCGGCUCCCAAGUAAAUCUUAUUACCGAGGAGUUUUCCCGAAAAUUGCGCCUCCCAAGAGAAAGGCACCACAUUGAAAUCCAGAGCAUUGGGGAUUCGGUAACAAAUAUUAAACACAAGACAUCAGCCACUGUCAAAUCUCGAAUGUGUGAUUAUGAGACACCAUUAUCGUUCCAUGUUACCUCGCAAAUCGCGUAUCAACCAGAGGCUGAAUUUAAUAUCACAUCUUGGAACUUGCCGGCUAACAUUGAACUCGCCGAUGAAAAUUUCUUUAAGCCAACAAGUGUAGACCUACUCAUCGGCACAGAAAUCUUUUUCGACAUUCUGUCUAUUGGGCAAAUAAAGUUAGCACCUGGGUUACCGACACUACAGAAGACUCUAUUAGGUUGGGUCGUCUCUGGCCGAUAUCAACGACCUACAGAAAAUUCAUCAUCAAUUUGCCUACUUUCGGUUGAGGAAUCAGUGGAUGCCAAUUUGCAACGCCUCUGGAAGCUGGACGAACCAUCAAAGGCAGACAUGUGGACCACUGAUCAAAGGAAUUGUGAACAAAGUUACAUGCAAACCUUGCAGAGAAACAUCGAGGGGAGAGUUGUUGUCAAGCUACCGUUUAAAGAGGCCCCUCAUUGUCUUGGCCAGUCGUACGCAACUGCACUUCGAAAAUUUAUUGCUCAGGAGCGGCGUAUAACGCGCUGUCCUGACCUUCACCAACGAUACAUCGCAUUCAUGGAAGAGUAUUCUCGCCUUGGUCAUAUGAGCAUCGUUAAAAGGGUGGAUUUCGAUAAUCCACAUUACUAUGUGCCUCAUCAUUAUGUCCUGAAGCCAACUAGCACAACAACUAAGCUCAGGGUAGUAUUCGAUGCCUCCUGCAAGAGCACAACCCAAAGAUCACUCAACGAUAUUCUUGCUGUGGGGCCUACUCUGCAGAACGAUCUAUACAUCUUGCUACUACGGUUUCGACUAUAUCGUUACACACUUACUGCUGAUAUCGUAAAGAUGUAUAGACAAAUUUUGGUGGAUAAAAACGAUCGCAAAUUCCGAUACAUCUUAUGGGGAAGUACGCCCCACGAUGAAAUACGCACUUACCAGUUAAACACGGUAACAUAUGGUACGGCGUCCGCUCCUUAUCUCGCUGUACAGAGCCUCAACUACAUUGCUGAUGCAUACGAAUCGGAUUAUGCUCUCCGUGCCAGCACAAUUAAAACGUCAUUCUACGUUGAUGAUCUUUUAUGUGGUGCCGAUACCCUGGCAGAGCUAUCGCGAAUCAAAUACGAAGUCACGGAGAUACUAAGGCGUGGUUGUUUUCCCUUGGCGAAGUGGCAUUUAAACCACCAUAAAUAUCGAGAAGAUGACACCAUGAAAGAUUUAAAUAUCGACGAAAGUUUUACAACGAGCACUUUAGGAUUAGCAAAUUUGGGCGAGAAAGUUCAUCGUUGCCUAUCAAGAGAGCCAAGCGGCAAUGGAUAA
Molecule: messenger RNA, 2808 nt
Organism: Anastrepha ludens (Mexican fruit fly)
Lineage: Eukaryota; Metazoa; Arthropoda; Insecta; Diptera; Tephritidae
Exons: 2
Coding region: 1-2808 (935 amino acids)
Biological process (GO): proteolysis
Molecular function (GO): aspartic-type endopeptidase activity
Source: RefSeq, a predicted model, not a curated record